AAUCAGUCUGUUAUUUUGCGAUAAGACCCAUCUUUAUAAAAGGAUCCUACACCUCCCGAUCAAUCAGUUACCUUGUUUCUUCAUCAUUAUACGUUUAGUGUUAGUGUUAGCGAGAACUUAGGACAUUUAUUAUGAAAGGAAGUCGCGUGGUGGCUACGUUGCUAGUGGCAAUAUGGGCUGCUGUAGCAGUUCGUGCAGAUGAAGAAAUUCCAACGGAAUGUCCAGCUGAAGAUUCAUUAUAUUACACAGUUCACCUUGCCCAUGAAUAUGACUGUACAUUGUUCUACACAUGUGCUCAUGGGAAGAAAGUUCUUACACAAUGUCCUCUCAUGGACACGAACGGAAACAGAUUGCAUUUCAAUCCGCUCCUCCAAGUGUGUGACUGGCCACAAUCCGCAGGAUGCAAUUCUGUAGGUUCUUCAUCAACUGAAUCUGAUAGUAGUGUCACCGUAACAACUGCAGCUUCUACUAUUUCCGGAGAUAGUAGUGUCACAACUGGAUCCACGGACGAAACGACAGAAGCCGUGACUGCUCCGACGACGUGCCCUACAGAUGAGUCAGGAAAUGCUGUACAUCUUGCCCACGAAUCUGACUGCACGCUAUUCUAUACAUGUGAUCACGGAUCUAAAAUUCUGCAAUCUUGUCCAUCUGGAUUGCAUUUCAACUCUAUAUCACAAGUUUGCGAUUGGCCGGAUAGUGCUGGAUGCCAGAAUAAUAACGGGGACGAAAGUACUCCUGUAACUUCAGAGAACGAAGUAACGACUAAUGCUGCUGAAGAAUCCACCAUCGCAGCUUCUGAAGAAUCGACCACUGCAGCUGCCGAAGUACCUACCACCGCAGCUCCUGAAGAAUCCACCACCGCAGCUGCCGAAGUACCUACCACCGCAGCUCCUGAAGAAUCCACCACCGCAGCUGCCGAAGUACCUACCACCGCAGCUCCUGAAGAAUCCACCACCGCAGCUGCCGAAGUACCUACCACCGCAGCUCCUGAAGAAUCCACCACCGCAGCUGCCGAAGUACCUACCACCGCAGCUCCUGAAGAAUCCACCACCGCAGCUGCCGAAGUACCUACCACCGCAGCUCCUGAAGAAUCCACCACCGCAGCUGCCGAAGUACCUACCACCGCAGCUCCUGAAGAAUCCACCACCGCAGCUGCCGAAGUACCUACCACCGCAGCUCCUGAAGAAUCCACCACCGCAGCUGCCGAAGUACCUACCACCGCAGCUCCUGAAGAAUCCACCACCGCAGCUGCCGAAGUACCUACCACCGCAGCUCCUGAAGAAUCCACCACCGCAGCUGCCGAAGUACCUACCACCGCAGCUCCUGAAGAAUCCACCACCGCAGCUGCCGAAGUACCUACCACCGCAGCUCCUGAAGAAUCCACCACCGCAGCUGCCGAAGUACCUACCACCGCAGCUCCUGAAGAAUCCACCACCGCAGCUGCCGAAGUACCUACCACCGCAGCUCCUGAAGAAUCCACCACCGCAGCUGCCGAAGUACCUACCACCGCAGCUCCUGAAGAAUCCACCACCGCAGCUGCCGAAGUACCUACCACCGCAGCUCCUGAAGAAUCCACCACCGCAGCUGCCGAAGUACCUACCACCGCAGCUCCUGAAGAAUCCACCACCGCAGCUGCCGAAGUACCCACAACCGCAGCUCCUGAAGAAUCCACAACCGCAGCUUCUGAAGAAUCUACCACUGCAGCUGCCGAAGUACCUACCACCGCAGCUCCUGAAGAAUCCACCACCGCAGCUGCCGAAGUACCUACCACCGCAGCUCCUGAAGAUUCCACCACCGUAGCUGUCGAAAUACCCACAACAGCAACUCCUGAAGAAUCUACCACCGCAGCCGCCGAAGUACCCACAACCGCGGACUUUAGUUCUGGUACUACCUCCCCGAUAACAAAUGCUACAGACUGUUCCACGGAUACUAACUCUGUAUAUCGUAUACCUCAUGGUUCUGAUUGUUCCAAGUAUUAUACUUGCUACUAUGGAGAAAUGAUUCUUGAAGAAUGUUCAGCUGGAUUGUUGUUUGAUCCUGUCACGCUCGUUUGUUCUUGGGCCGACGAAGUUGACUGUCAAAUUGUAUCAAGCACGGAAUUAAGUACAACCAAUGAUGAUUCUCAGGAAAGCACAACUACUCCAGGGUCUACCGUAUCUUCAACCACAGCUUCAUCGCAGAUUCCUACAGAAUGUCCCGAAGUUGAUUCACCCGAAACUGUAGUUCUUUUACAACAUGAAUGCAUAUGCAACAAAUACUACCUCUGCGAGAACGGAAGGCAAAUUCUUCAGAAGUGUCCUUACGUACUACAUUUCAAUCCUGUGUUACAAACAUGUGAUUGGCCUGAAAAUGUUGGAUGUGAAGAUGGUGUUACGAUUGGAACAAUUGGAACAGCGGCAACCACUGAAGAUUCUACAACAGAAAAUAUUGACAGUUCCACAACUGCAGUCGCUGACGACUCUACUAGUGCAGUCACUGAUGAUUCCACAAGCGCAGUGACGGACGAUUCCACAAGCGCAGUCACCGAUGAUUCCACAACUGCAGCCGUUGAUGAUUCCACAAGUGCAGUGACGGACGAUUCCACAAGCGCAGUCACCGAUGAUUCCACAACUGCAGCCGUUGAUGAUUCCACAAGCGCAGUGACUGACGAUUCCACAACUGCAGUCGCAGAUGAUUCCACCAGCACAGUCACUGAUGAUUCCACAAGCGCAGUCACCGAUGAUUCCACAACUGCAGCCGUUGAUGAUUCCACAAGCGCAGUGACUGACGAUUCCACAACUGCAGUCGCAGAUGAUUCCACCAGCACAGUCACUGAUGAUUCCACAAGCGCAGUCACCGAUGAUUCCACAACUGCAGCCGUUGAUGAUUCCACAAGCGCAGUGACUGACGAUUCCACAACUGCAGUCGCAGAUGAUUCCACCAGCACAGUCACUGAUGAUUCCACAAGCGCAGUCACCGAUGAUUCCACAACUGCAGCCGUUGAUGAUUCCACAAGCGCAGUGACUGACGAUUCCACAACUGCAGUCGCAGAUGAUUCCACCAGCACAGUCACUGAUGAUUCCACAAGCGCAGUCACCGAUGAUUCCACAACUGCAGUCACCGAUGAUUCCACAACUGAAGUCGCUGAUGAUUCCACAAGCGCAGUCACUGACGAUUCCACAACUGCAGUCACCGAUGAUUCCACAACUGAAGUCGCUGAUGAUUCGACAAGCGUGGUCACUGACGAUUCUACAACUGCAGUCACCGAUGAUUCCACAACUGCAGCCGCAGAAGCCACUACGGAUGGAAUUACGACCCAAGAUGAUUCAAGUUCAAGCGAUUCUACUCAAAAUGAUGAAUCUAGUUCAACUACUGAUACCAGUGAAAUCAUUACCGAUGACUUCGACUCACCAGUUGAAAAUUCCAAUGCCACAACUACUCCCAGCCCUUCCUCCUGCGUGGGCACUUGUCCUGCAAAAGACCCUGUGACAUACACCGUACUUCUACCAAACACCGACUGUUCCAAAUUCUGUAAAUGCAGUAAUGGCGUAGCCUAUGAAUAUGAUUGCCCAGCCAAUCUUCACUUUAGUGUAGCUCUAGCUACCUGCACUUAUCCUAAAGACGCAAACUGCGAACGAUCCGCCAGUCUCGCAGUUGAAACUGACUCUCGCAGAAAAGAGAGAAGUGUAGAUCGGCGCUUGAACCCUAAAUUUGCAGGAUUCAAUAGAGGUAUGGGAUAUUAGAAGAAAAUGUGGGCACAGAGACGAAUUAGUUUCAGGGAGCCUGUAAUCAUGUAUUGUAUAAAACGAUACUAAAAUUGUGUAAUAAAAGAAUUAUCCGUUGUGAAGCAUAAGUACUUUCGAUUUAGUAUUUAUUUGUACUGUGUAGCUGUGACUAAUUUAAUAUAAUAAUUAUUUAUGUUUGUAAUUGAUUUCUCUAUAAAAUAAAUCAUUAUCAUGUAUUUGCAAUUAAUACCUGUCUGGCGGCUGGACCAAAUAUAUGCUCACCCUAUUUGUAGAGUAA
Molecule: messenger RNA, 4002 nt
Organism: Cephus cinctus (wheat stem sawfly)
Lineage: Eukaryota; Metazoa; Arthropoda; Insecta; Hymenoptera; Cephidae
Product: mucin-5AC
Exons: 2
Coding region: 132-3722 (1196 amino acids)
Cellular component (GO): extracellular region
Molecular function (GO): chitin binding
Source: RefSeq, a predicted model, not a curated record